Andrographis paniculata is the source of this 1179-nucleotide messenger RNA. RefSeq lists its product as uncharacterized. Lineage: Eukaryota; Viridiplantae; Streptophyta; Magnoliopsida; Lamiales; Acanthaceae. Gene Ontology annotation, molecular function: nuclear import signal receptor activity. The transcript is spliced from 3 exons. The record is from RefSeq and is a predicted model, not a curated record. Bases 101 to 880 code for a protein of 259 amino acids. Gene Ontology annotation, biological process: protein import into nucleus.
CUAUUUCGCGUUUCACUUUUCAACUCCCUCUCUCUCGCGUCUCUCUCCGGCAAUUCGUCGAGCGGUCGAGGAGGAGAAGUAGGGAUUCAGGCAGGCAGAGAUGUCACUGCGUCUGGUUAGCAGGACGGAGGCCAGGAAGAAGGGCUACAAGAUAGGCGUCGAUGGGGAGGAGGCGCGGCGGCGGAGGGAGGACAAUUUGGUUGAGAUCAGGAAGAACAAGCGCGAGGCCUAUCUGUUGAAGAAGCGGCGCGAGGGUAUUUUCAUUGGAUUUCCGCAGCAGCCGCAGCACUUCCCUGCCGAUCCAGUUCAAUCACCUGCCGCCAUUGAGAUAAAGAAACUGAUGGUGAUGGCAGCAGAGGAGGGAGUAUUUGAGCAGGAAAUUGAUGGUAAUGAUAAUGGUGAUGAAGACGAAGAUGAUCAAGAGGAUGAGGAAGAUGAGGAGGACGAGGAGGUGGAGGAAGUGUUGAAUAGCAGUGGUGCUAGGGCACCACUUAGGUCUGCUGAUAGUGAUGAGGAUGAAGAUGAUGAAGGUGAUGAUGACAAUGAUGACAACGGCGAUGAUGAUGACAAUGGUGAUGAUGAUGACGACGAUGAUGAUGAAGAUGAUGAUGACGAUGAUGAAGAGGAUGGGGAGGAGGAAGAGGAUCUAGGCACAGAAUAUCUUGUCAGACCAGUUGCUGCUGCCGAGGACGAGGAAGAUGCCAGUGACUUCGAACCGCAAGAGAAUGGCGAGGAAGAAAUUGAUGAGGGAGAGGAAGAUGACGAUGACAAUGACAAUGGUGAUGAAGAUGAGGCUCCAUCAUCAAAGAGGAAGCGAUCGGGCAAAGAUGAUUCAGAUGACGACGGUGGAGAAGAUGAUGUGAGACCCUCCAAGCGGUAACCGUAACUGUAACCGCCCUUGAAAAUCUGAUCUCUUCAGGUCAGCAUAGCAAAAUUGUGAUCCAUCCAUUUGCUUGUUACUAACUUUAAGCCUAAGGUCUUGAAUUUGUUAGAACUCUUUCUUGUAUUAUCUAUCUAAGUGCACAAUGUUAAGGAAGAUUGGAUUGUUGAUCUUUUUAAUAUUCACAAAGACAGCUCAAUUGUCUGACUAGGAUGAUACUAUUUUAGUAUUUUGUAGCUUCAACAACUUUCAUUUGAAUUGCUGUUGAAUCUUUUUAAAUAUUUCCUAAUUUCUACUGA